GCGCUGACGGACAAAAAAGUUGAGGCCAAGUCUUAAAGAAUCGAUAUUCCUUCCGGCCUCGACCGCGAUAUCCCAUUUCUGUUCUUAGAAUUGUGUUUGGUCGUUUCAUUUGUUUUUAGAGAUAAUGUCUGACGAGUCGUCGACCAAUAGCGCUCCAACGCCUGGCACUCCCAAGGUCAGCACUCUAUCACUGACCGAAUAUGCGGCAACCCCAACGCCUCCCAACGAGCGGAGUGAGCAAGUCCCUUCCGGACUGCAUCGAGACUGGCAGAUCCCGGAGGCUUUUCUUCUUCCCAAUGGAUACCCUGAUUAUCUCCGUUUGAUCCUCACAUCCCGCGUCUACGAGGUUUUGGACGAGACCCCGCUUCAACAUGCAGUGAACCUGAGCAACAGGCUUGAAUGCAAGGUGCUCUUAAAGCGGGAGGAUCUGCUGCCGGUUUUUAGCUUCAAGCUGCGCGGAGCUUACAACAAAAUGGCUCAUCUGAGUCCAGAACAGAGAUGGAAGGGUGUCAUUGCGUGUUCAGCAGGUAAUCAUGCGCAGGGCGUCGCCUACUCCGCUCGCAAAUUGAAGAUCCCCGCCACUAUUGUGAUGCCGUCCGGUACACCCGCUAUCAAGCACCUCAACGUUUCCCGCCUAGGCGGUACUGUGGUGCUUCACGGAAACGACUUUGAUGCAGCUAAGGAGGAGGCCCAUCGCUUGGAGAAAGUGCAUGAUCUCACGAACAUUCCUCCCUUUGACGAUCCCUAUGUUAUCGCUGGUCAAGGAACUAGCGGUAUGGAGCUGCUACGCCAGGCCAAUUUGCAAAACCUGGAGGCAGUGUUCUGCUGUGUCGGUGGAGGUGGAUUGAUCGCCGGUGUUGGAGUGUAUAUUAAGCGCAUCGCGCCACAUGUCAAGGUUAUCGGAGUCGAGACUUACGAUGCCAAUGCGAUGGCCCAGUCCCUCGAGAAGGGCGAGAGGGUCACACUAAAGGAAGUCGGACUAUUCGCCGACGGUGCAGCUGUCAAGGCCGUUGGCGGGGAGACCUUCCGUAUCUGCCGCGAGGUCGUGGACGAGAUCAUCCAGGUCAGCACUGAUGAAACAUGCGCCGCCAUCAAGGAUGCUUUCGAGGAUACUCGUUCUAUCGUGGAGCCUGCGGGUGCGCUUGCUAUUGCAGGUCUGAAGAAAUAUGUUGCGAAAUACCCAAACCCGGAUCCAAAGCGGGAGUUGGUUGCUAUCACUUCAGGCGCCAACAUGGACUUCAACAGGCUCAGAUUCGUCGCCGAGCGGGCUGCCUUGGGAGAGAGAAAGGAGGCACUGCUCAGCGUCACCAUUCCCGAGUGCCCUGGCGCGUUUGCUAAGUUGAUCGAGGUCAUUAUGCCCCAGGCUGUUACCGCGUUCAGCUACCGUUACGCCACUGCAGAGUACGCUGAUAUACUCAUGGGUAUCUCACUAUCUGCUUCGACUAGUAGAACCGACCUGGCCAGUAUCGUUGCCGAACUGGCGAAGAACGGCAUGGCCGCCACCGAUCUCAGUGACGACGAAUUCGCAAAGACUCAUCUGCGUUACCUAGUCGGUGGUCGCAGCACCGUUAAGGAUGAGCGCCUCUUUAUGUUCCAGUUCCCCGAACGCCCUGGUGCUCUGGCCAAGUUCCUCACCACUCUCCGUCCCCACCAGAACAUCUCUCUCUUUCAUUACCAGAACUAUGGUGGAGAUGUUGGCAAAGUGUUGGCAGGUAUCCAGUGUCCGGACCAUGAGAAGACCGAACUGGAGGCCUUCCUCCGUGACCUCGGGUAUCCUUUCAGCGAGUGCACGGAUUCCCCCACCUACCAGAGGUUCUUGCGCGAUAUCUAGAUCAUCUAGAGAUCUUCGUCUGUCUGUAUUCAUACGACUUCACACGACCAGUCCGCUUUUCAACAAGUAUUGUAUCUGGCAAUGGAAUUCAACGGCCGAAGAUGUAUUCUGCAUGUGGAAGAUUUGCUUGGCGUUAGGGUUAAAGGGGAUUAGUAUCUGUCCUGUAACUAUAGAAAUUGCAUCUUCUUUGACUAGAAUUUAUAGUGAUAUGCUCAGUACAUAAGGACUCC
Paecilomyces variotii is the source of this 2061-nucleotide messenger RNA. Its product is annotated as threonine dehydratase, biosynthetic. Gene Ontology annotation, biological process: L-threonine catabolic process. Gene Ontology annotation, molecular function: threonine deaminase activity; pyridoxal phosphate binding. NCBI's taxonomy places the organism in Eukaryota, Fungi, Ascomycota, Eurotiomycetes, Eurotiales, Thermoascaceae. The coding region runs from base 125 to 1831 and encodes 568 amino acids. The record is from RefSeq and is a predicted model, not a curated record. The transcript has 3 exons.